AUGAACUUCAGCAGGGAAGUGACCCGACAGACCAGUUGUUAUACAUAUGUGAUAGAAGAUGAGGAUCCAGCCCUGGCAAGUCUAAAUGUAUUUGAGUUGUCGGAGAAGGGUGACUUGGCUUUGCUGGAGAACCUGGUGAAGAAGAGCCCAGAGGUCCUGAAUGAAAGAGAUGAAUGUGGAGCCAGUCCCCUUCAUCAUGCUGCCGCAGGGGGCCACGUCACCCUCAUCCAAUCUAUCACUGCUGUCAUAGACUCAAAGGAGCUGGACAGCUGUGAUGAGCAGGGCAAUGUGCCCCUACACUGGGCAGUGGAGAAAAACAAGGCUGAGAGCUGUAGGGCUCUUUUGGACCUGGGAGCUGACCCCAACAUCCUCAACAUGGCCCUCCUGUCCCCACUACAUCUGGCUGUUAGCCAAGGACACAACAACCUGGUGGAGCUCCUACUGUCCUACAGUGCUACAGACUGCAAUCUGCCAGGAGACCUUGGGAACACCCCAGUGAUGCUGGCCUGCUCCAUCAAUAACUGUGAGGCUCUCAGCACACUGAUAAAGCAUGGAGCACGCCUUUGCCAACAGAACAAGCUCGGCCAUUACGCCAUGCACGCAGCUGCUUUUGCAGGUGCAAAAACAGCCAUGGAAGUGAUCCUGAAGGCCGGAGAAGAGCUUGGUCACUCAAGUGAAGGCCACAUCAACUAUCUUGACAAGUCCAUGAGCAGUCCCCUCCAUCUGGCUGUACGUGGUGGGAACAUCGAGACCAUUCGCCUCUGCCUAGCCACCGGGGCAAAAGUUGACCAACAACAGAAUGACAGAUCCACGCCGCUUCAUUUGGCUUGCACCCAGGGCGCUACAGAGGUAGUCAAACUGAUGCUCUCAUCCUAUGACCAAGUGGAAGACAUCAUCAACCUGACUGAUGGGGCGUGUCAGACCCCUCUACACAGGGCUACAAUAUUUGACCACAUGGAGCUGGCAGAGUAUCUAAUAUCUUUGGGUGCAGACCUAAACAGCACUGAUUGUGAGGGGAACUCUCCCUUACUGCUGGCUACGAGCUGCGGAGCUUGGAAAACAGUGGCACUGCUUCUGUCAAAAGGGGCGAAUGUAAAUGUCAAAGAUGGAUUUGGUUGUAACUUCCUUCACCUGGCCAUUCAACAGCCCAAGGGUCUGAAAAAUCUCCCAGAAGAUGCACUCCAGCAUAGUUCUGUGAAGGCGUUGCUGAGCUGUGAGGAUAAUGAGGGCUGUACCCCACUCCACUAUGCUUGCAGACUGGGUAUCCAUGACUCAGUGAAGAACAUGCUGGGCCUCUCGGGACAGCUCGGCCUCGAAUGCAAGUCCAAGGACAAGAAGUCUGCCCUGCACUUUGCUGCUCAGUACGGGCGCAUCAAUACAUGUCACAGAUUAUUGGAGACCAUCACAGACUCUCGUUUGCUAAAUGAAGGGGAUGAGCGGGGUCUGACACCACUUCAUUUAGCUUCGAGAGGGGGGCACACCAAGGUGGUACAGCUGCUGCUCUCUAAAGGAGCUCUAUUUCACAGUGAUUACAAAGGCUGGACGUGUCUGCACCAUGCUGCAUCUGAGGGAUACACACAAACUAUGGACAUUCUCCUGUCAGCCAAUCUAAAGUUGCUGAAUAAAACAGAUGAGGAUGGGAACACUGCACUCCACAUUGCAGCAAGAUUGGGGCAUGUGGCUGCAGUCAAGCUCAUGCUGGCUCGUGGGGCAGAGCUCAUCUUAAACAAGAAUGACACAUCAUUCCUCCACGAAGCUCUGCAAAAUGGAAAAAAAGAUGUAGUCAAUGCUCUAAUUGACAGUGACAGAUGCCCAGAGGCUGUAAACCUGUUCAAACCAGGCUCUAGCCAACGAUGUCCAAUAUUAGACAUGAUUGAGGUCCUACCUGAGACCUACAAGCACUUGUUGGACCGCUGUGUGAAGGAAUCUGACGAUGAUCAUAACAGUCCUGACUACCAUAUUGAAUUCGAUUUCAAAUGGCUCCAAGCUCCCCUAGUACUGAAGAAGGUGAAGGACAAGACCUUGAGACCUCAGCCACUAGCUGCACUCAAUGCAAUGGUGCAGUACAACCGUAUUGAGCUCCUCAACCACCCGGUCUGCAAAAAGUAUCUGGCAAUGAAGUGGAUUGCUUACGGGAGCACAGCUCACGUGCUCAACAUGUUUUUUUACCUGUUAGGCCUUCUGCCCCUAACUCACCUGAUAGUGACUCUGAGGCCCUCCAUGAACACCACUGAGACAGGGGAGCACAGCAUCCAGAUGGUGCCCACAUAUUUCCUAAAGCAAAGUCUGUUUUUGUCCUCGUGUAUGGUGAUGGUCUUGAUCAUAAACAUCUACUCGAUAGCAAAGGAAGUGGUGCAGAUAUCACAACAGCGCUGGAGUUACUUCAGGGAUUAUUCCAACCAGUGUGACUGGUUUUCAGCCAUCUUCUCUCUUCUGUUCAUCAUUCCUCUCAUGCUCAAUGCAGAGGGUUCAUUACACUGGCAAGCAGGGGCAAUGGCAGUUUUAAACUCCUGGGUGGGAUUUCUCCUUUAUCUCCAGAGGUUUGAGGGGAUUGGCAUCUAUGUUGUGAUGUUUGGGGAAAUCAUGAAGACACUGGUCCGUAUUGUAAUGCUGUUCCUGUACCUGAUGUUAGCGUUCAGUUUGGCGUUCCAUGCUCUGAUGCUUAACCAGAAAGAGUUUGACAGUGUGCCACUUGCGGUGAUGCAAACCUUUGUGAUGAUGGUGGGAGAACUGAACUACCAGAAUAACUUCCUGGAUGCUUAUCUGAAACAUGAGCUUCCCUUUGGUCUCCUGACAUACUUCAUUUUUGUGACCUUUGUUCUGCUCAUGCCAAUACUGCUGGUUAACCUUAUGAUUGGUUUAGCAGUUGGAGAUAUUGCUGAAGUACAGAGAAAUGCUGCCCUAAAAAGAAUAGCCAUGCAGAUUGACCUCCACACCGCCCUAGAAGAUAAACUGCCUUAUUGGUUUAUGAAACGAGUUGACAAACCCUACAUCACCAUUUACCCCAAUCGCAAGUGCUCCAGGCACCGCAUAAACCAACUCUUCUUAGGUGAAGAGGACAAAAAUGAAGUCUGGAGUCAUUUGAAGGCCAAAUCACAGAACUGUCCUGUGAUAGAGAAUGAGCUCAAAAAGCAGAAGUCCAGGAUGAAGGAGAUGUCAUGUUUGCUGGAGAAGCAGAGCAACCUCCUGAAGCUCAUCAUCCAGAAGAUGGAGAUCACCUCAGAGGCAGACGAGUACGAUGGCCCUGUGAACAUCAGACGCAACGUGUGGCCAAACUUGAGUCAGGCUAAACCAAGAGGACACAAUGUGUCACGCUGGCUUCCACUGAUGAAGGCCAUUGAUUCCAAAAAAAAUGGAAGAUAA
This is a messenger RNA of Scomber japonicus (chub mackerel), 3363 nucleotides long. RefSeq names its product transient receptor potential cation channel, subfamily A, member 1b (gene trpa1b). The transcript is spliced from 27 exons. Gene Ontology annotation, biological process: transmembrane transport; monoatomic ion transport. Gene Ontology annotation, cellular component: membrane. NCBI's taxonomy places the organism in Eukaryota, Metazoa, Chordata, Actinopteri, Scombriformes, Scombridae. Gene Ontology annotation, molecular function: monoatomic ion channel activity; protein binding. The record is from RefSeq and is a predicted model, not a curated record. The coding region runs from base 1 to 3363 and encodes 1120 amino acids.